Messenger RNA from Drosophila virilis, 837 nucleotides. Its product is annotated as tRNA-specific adenosine deaminase 2. Gene Ontology annotation, biological process: tRNA wobble adenosine to inosine editing. Gene Ontology annotation, cellular component: cytoplasm; nucleus. The record is from RefSeq and is a predicted model, not a curated record. Lineage: Eukaryota; Metazoa; Arthropoda; Insecta; Diptera; Drosophilidae. Gene Ontology annotation, molecular function: tRNA-specific adenosine-34 deaminase activity.
UUUUGCUUGCUGUGUCGUGGCGUCGUAGUCUGGUCUGUUUUUGUUUGACCAAACUUAAAUUGAGAUAUUUCCAUGCCAAAUGGCCGCGUUUAUGGAGGAUGCUUUAGUGGAAGCGCGGCGAGCACGUGACGCCGGCGAGGUGCCCGUUGGUUGUGUGUUUGUGCACAACGACAAGGUAAUCGCACGUGGCGGGAACGAAGUGAAUGUACACCGGAAUGCAACACGUCAUGCGGAAUUCAUAUGCAUCGAUGCCACCUUGGCCUACUGCCGUGAGAAGCGCCUGCCGGCACGCCAGGUGUUCAGCGAAAUCAGCGUUGUGGUCACUGUGGAGCCCUGCAUAAUGUGCUCUGCUGCCUUGCACACGCUGGCCGUCAAGGAGAUUAUCUAUGGCUGCGAGAAUGAUCGUUUCGGCGGCAAGACGGUCAUAGAUGUGGCUGCCGUGGUUGGUCAGCGGAUCAACAUAACUGGCGGUGUGCGCUCAGAAGAGGCCAUGGCGUUGCUAAAGGAGUUCUACAAGGGCGACAAUCCAGCGGCCCCACCAGUGGCAAAGAAGAAGAAAUGACUGGCUCAUUGUUAGCAAAAAAAAAAAAAAAAAAAAAAAAAAAAAAAAAACAAGAAGAAAUAACUAAACACCGUAGUCACCUUAAGCUUCAGCUCAUGUAAACGUUUUUGUAUAUGUUUUAAUUUAUUGUAAACUUUAAGCAUAGACUAAGCUAAAUAUGGCGUUCAGAACGUUAGUUUUAAUAUAAAUACAAUUACUGCGUGAAAAGCAACAACAUGUUGUGCGUGUGAAAGGCUGUGCCAAUGCAAUUGUUACAGGCAAUUAAACACAAAAAA